AUGUCCAAGUCCAAGGCUGUGGCUGCAAUGCCAGAGGAGGAGGCGGGCGAAGGAGGAUUUGGCAAUAAAGUUAAGGUAGGCAAAAUAGGGGCAAAUAGGGAGAUUUGAACUAUUAAAAAUCGCAAUUAAUGGAUAAAAUUGUGAAAUUGGCAAAAAUUCCUUAUUUUGGCCACAUCUUAUAACUUUGCGGAAACUGGUCGGAAUUAGCCCAAAUUUAGCGUGCACGCUCAAUUCAUCGUUGUCAAUGCCCGGACAGUGGAUUUAGUUAGUGAGGUACCUUCUUUUUUAUUAGGUUGAUGCAAAAGGAAUUGCGGAUUUUUUAAUUUAUUCGUAUUUUUUUAUAGGAUAGCUCAAUUCAAAAAUGGAAAAAGGUAUAUAGUAGUAAAUUUUAAGAGGAUUUUUCUGUAUAUGUUCUAUUCUUAUAAAAGUUAUCAAACGUUACCAUAAGUUACCACGAAAGUACCCUAAACAUGUUAGUAUAUUUUAAACCAAUUUUUUACAUAUUGUUUUGCGGCUUUAUCCAUUUUUGAAAAUAUUUUGAUAAAAUACGUUAUAUUCUAUCAAAAAACAAAAAAAACCCCCAUUUUUGGCAAAGCGUUAAAACGCUAUCCCAAAAAUUCAAAUUUCAGCAAAUUUUACAAAUCGUGUCAUAUCUUUUUUAAUAAGUCCAAAAUAAAAAAUUCUUUUUGCUUUCGAUUAGUAACAACAUUUUUAAGGCUUUCGUGAAAAAAAGACAUCAAAAUCUUGAAUUUUAUUUUUUUGACAAAAAAUGUCAAAAAAAUAAAUUUUUUUGAUUUUGAUGUUUUUUGUCACGAAAGCCUUAAAAAUGUUGUUACUAAUCGAAAGCAAAAAGAAUUUUUUAUUUUGGACUUAUUAAAAAAGAUAUGACACGAUUUGUAAAAUUUGCUGAAAUUUGAAUUUUUGGGAUAGCGUUUUAACGCUUUGCCAAAAAUGGGGGUUUUUUUUGUUUUUUGAUAGAAUAUAACGUAUUUUAUCAAAAUAUUUUCAAAAAUGGAUAAAGCCGCAAAACAAUAUGUAAAAAAAUUGGUUUAAAAUAUACUAACAUGUUUAGAGUACUUUCGUGGUAACUUAUGGUAACGUUUGAUAACUUUUAUAAGAAUAGCACAUAUACAGAAAAAUCCUCUUAAAAUUUACUACUAUAUACUUUUUUCCAUUUUUGAAUUGAGCUAUCCUAUAAAAAAAUACGAAUAAAUUAAAAAAUCCGCAAUUCCUUUUGCAUCAACCUAAUACGUACCACCUUACCCUUCAAAAACGGCUGCAGCCUGUGAUUUUACACUUUAUACGAUGAAACAUGUCCGGAACUAAACUUAUUGCCUCCGUAUGGAACUAAAUGAGUCGACGCAGCCUUCGCAGGUACCCUUAAAACUAUAGAGCUAUUAUAGUAAUUCAGUGCCAGCUAGGUCGAAGCGUUUUUUCCUAACUUUAGUGCCCAAGCUUGGGCGCAGUUCGCGGAGUACCUUUGUUGUGGCCAAAAUAAGGAACUUUUUCCGUGAAAUUUUUAACGCAUAGAUUUUGAAGACAAUUGAUGACAAUUGCAAUUUCAACAUUUCUAGGGAUUUUUGGGAUUUUUUAAAAUUUUGAUUUUGUGUUUUUCAGAAGUCAUUGAGAUUUUGAGUCAAAUUUUGCCAAAACAACAGCAUUUUUUUUUUUGGUGAUAAACUGGUUGUUUUUGGUCGAAAUUGACAAAAAUAAAACGAAAGUUUACUUUUCCUGAUAAGCGUCGUAUCACCGACCAUUUUAUUGGUUCAAUUUAUUGGUCAAAAUGGUAACACGUAAGCUAAAAAUUUCUUUAAUUGAUUGGAAAGUUAUCUAUCGAACAGGCGCCAAUUUCAACGCAAAUAAAAAAGGACAAUAAGGAGAAAAAUUUAUUUCGAAGUCAUUAAAGUCAAGUUUCAGUAUGUAGAAAUAAUUGCAAAGAACAAAAAAUGUAUUUGCUAAAGAAAAAUUUUGUUGUAAGGACGCUUAUUUUGACCUCAAGCUGACUUUUCGGACCCCUGAAAAGGUUUGUAAUAGACAGGUUUUGCUGUGCGAGGUUUAAUUUUAGGUGAACCUACUUGUUUAUUACCUACUUUCUACUUGAUUUUUCCACAAAAUUUUUCAUUGGUAUCAAUUUUUCACAAAGCUUUAUUGCCAUAUUUCCCUCUCCCUUAUAAAGGAAGGCUUCCAAGUGCGGCGCUCAGAUUUUCUUUAAAUUUUGCACACAUGACGGGUAUAGACUAUACAUCAAUUGCUGCAAGUUUUAGCUCGCACUUUACUGGCGCAGCCGAGAUAUUCCACAAUCUUUUCUGCCGAGAGAGUGCGCGAAAAACGGAGAGCGCAGAGAGAAAACACUUUUUGAUCAUAACUUUGCUAGUUUCUCGCGGAAAAAAUUGAUUUUUUGUGGAAACAUCACCCUUUACGGUAGAAAUACGUAUGCAACUUUUCGCGUUCGGCAAAAAAAUUUGAUUUUUUCGCCAAAUUUUGAGCUAAAAAUCUCGGUGGUUUCUGCAAAGCGCCCAUCUAGGAGUCUCGCAUAUAUUUUUUUAUAAAUUAAUCUAAAUUUGUGCCAAGUUUUAUCAAAAUCUAAGCGGCGCAUUUGGAGCACUUCCCCUGUUAGUACAGACUUCAGCUUCCAACUGUGGGCUCAAAGACGUCCCUACAUACGCAUGUUUUUUGGUCGGCAUCUGUGUACACAUUGUCCUUAAUCGACAGCUUUGCCACAGCUCCCUUGUACCUCUAACGAAAUUUCGAAUCGAAGAGAAGCAUUCGUUGCUCUAGUAACACUUGCCGGUUCUGUCGAUGACUUGGGUAAACAUUAAGGAGUAAAAAAACACAGAAUUUUUACUCCGCACUUAGAACAGCGACCGGAGCGAACUUGAAGUUGCAGGGAUUCAGGUUUCGCAAACUUUUCGGCAAUAUUUCCCCUUUCUUCGAUGUGGAUUUUAGUACGUACACUUUGCUGCUAUUUUGGCAAUAGCGGCUGUACUUUUUCUAGACGAUUUGUUUGGGCGAAUUUCGUAAAAGGGCCGGAAAUGCUCGAAAAAGCGUGCCACUUUUGGGGAGUAGAAUCGGUCUCUAUUGUUCGCACUUUAUUGAGUAGAUCCCCAAAAAGUAUAUAGUCUACUUAUACACCUAACUGUAGAGUCUACGCUCAACUUUUGAUUGUUCAUCUUUUUGGACGCCGGUUUUAUUGCCCUAAGGAGUUGUGAUAAAAAAAGAAAGAAUGACCGAGACUUGGGAGCGAAUUAAGGUAUGGUUGAAUAGAAACGCCAUUUUUAUGCAUGUUUCCGGAUAAAUUGCCUCGAUUCUUCGUUAUGGGUAGAGCUGUGGUAGAGUUGUUUCGGAAUUUGUUUUUUGUUUCUGGAGGGUUUGUUGGGUGGGCGAGAAAAAUGGGAUUUUUUAUCUGUCGGGUGGAAAUGAUGACAAGUGGGAAAUUUGAUUUUUCUGCGAAAAUAUUGCAAAUCACCAAAAAAUUUUUUUAAUAUCUAGUGGUAUAUUGAUUCACACUUAUUAAGGAAUAGUCUGAAACAAAAAAGUUGCAAAGCUUUUGCAACUAUAUCCCAAAUUUUGAAUUUUUUCCAAAAUCUGCACUAUAAUAAUAUGGGUCCUCAAAAUUUUUUGUUUGAUCAAAAAAACGAAUAUGGCAUUUAAAUUUUGAAUGUUAAAACAAUGCUAUGACGUUAUAGAUUAUUUCUAAAAGUAUAAAAAUAGUGAUUGACCGAAAUAAUUUCAAUUUUCAAUCGAAUUAAAAGCAUCCCACAGUGCGAAAAGUUGAGGUGUCAUGCAUUUUUAUUUUGAUGUUUGACCAUUUUGAUCGUUUUUAUUUUGAGCCGGAAGAAGUGAAUUUUAUUUUUAAGACUUUUAAAAAUUUUCUGAGCGAAAAAUAAACUCAAAAAUGGGAUUUUUACAUAAGGUAUGAGUUGUUUUUAACAAUUUUGGAUAUAUUUUUGUAAUUUUUUUAUUUUUAAAGAUUUUUCAAAAAUUAUUGCGUUUAAUUACGCCUGAUUUCAGAUCUAUUUGAAAGAAGGGAACACCGAGAUUAUGGGAAAUGGUGAGGAGCGGCCAUACAGCCUCUGGAGCAAGCUGGUCGCGGAGUUCAUAGGCGAUUUGAUCUUCAUCUUUAUUGGCUCCAUCUCCGUGAACCUGGCCCAAGGAGCUUUGAUUAAUAUCGCGUUAGCUCAUGGACUUGCGAUUUUUGUGUUGGUUAGCUCACUGGGACAUAUCAGGUAAGAGGGGCAAAAAUAAAAAUUUUUGGAAAAAAUUUGGAAAAAAUGAAAAAAAAAAAUAAUUUUUACGAUUUUUUGGAUGAAAAAAAUUAAAUUUUUUGAUUUUUAUAUUUUUUUUUGAUUUUUUUUGUUUUUGGAUUUAAGUUUUUUUUAGAUUUUUUUUUGAUUUUUUUUAUUUUUUUUUAAAUUUUUUCUUUAUUUUUCCCUUUUUUUAAUUAAAAGUUAUUUUUUUAAAGUCUUUUUCCCAAAAAAAAACAUUUUAUUUUCAGUGGUGGCCACUUCAAUCCGGCAGUGACACUGACCGUUGCAUUGGCCGGCAAACUGCAUGCCCUGUGGGUAAUCCCCUAUUGGUUGGCGCAAUUGUCGGGCGGAUUCGUGGGAGCGUUGCUGGUUCGAGUAUGUUUACCAAGCAAUGUACAUUUUUCAACCCUUUUGGUGUUGUGAUUGUGCUUUGUGAUUUUUAUUAGUUUUUUAUUUUCUUUAUGUUCUUAAAUUUUUUUUUCAGAAAUUUUCAGAUCGAAAUUUUUCAAAAAUUUUUUUUUGCGCUUAGAAAGAUGAAAUUAUGGUAUUCUGUUUUACACGUUUUAGAAAGCAAUUCCUCAAAAAAUCAAUUAUUUCCAUGCAAAAUUUGCAUAGAUAUGGCCAAAAUAUUGAAAAAAUUAGUAAAAUUUUCAUUAUUUUUUUUAACUUUUUUUUGUCAAUUUUUUCAAUUUUCUUUUUUAAUUUAUUCAAGCACCUCUUAGUGUUACAUAAAACUUCACUUUUCGCCGAAAAUACUCCUCUAUUUCAGGCUGUGUUCACCCUGGAUGAGUAUGACAAAGUGAUGGGCGGAGCGACCAUUCCGAACACGGCCGCGUUAUGGUACCAAAGCUUGAUUACAGAGAUCAUUUUAACAAUGAUUUUGUGUCAAACCGUCUUGAUGUGCGCGGUGGACACCAGCAAGAAUGUGCUGGCGCCGCUGGCUAUUGGAAUGACGGUUUGCUUGGACAUCCUUGGAGGGUCAGUUUAUUUUUUCUUUAUUUUUUUUGGAGGAAAAAUUUGAAAUGUACUUUUUUCAGAUUUUCUGAAAGAAUUUUGCGAUUUUUUUAUUUGCUAUUUUGGAGGAAAAAUUGAAUUUUUGUUGUUGAAAAUUGACCAAAAUUUUAUUUUUUUGCCGUUUCAUGGAGUGUAGAAUUUUUUUUUUAAUUUUAAUAUCAGUUUUGUAUUAAUAAGAUGACUUUUUCCUGCACAAUUCGCAAAAAUAACGCCGAAAAGCGCUUUUCUCUGACCGCUCUCUUCAUUUCGUGUACUCUCUCUUUGCCAAAGAUUGUUGAAUUUCUUAACAAUGAAGACAGAUAACGAGCUAAAACUUUUAGCGAUUAUUUAUAUAUCAUUGUAGAACAUUUGUUCCAAAUUUGAAGAAAAUCUAAACAUAGCAUCUCGAGUUAUGAACAUUAUAAUACACAUGACCAUAUUAACGUUUUUUUCUGAUUUUUUAUUUUCCAGCGCCUCAAUCAGCGGUGCCAGCAUGAAUCCGGCCAGAUCCCUUGGUCCGUGCGCAGCCGCGACCAUCUUCUCGACUGUGAAUCCGACCAUGAUCUUCUGGGACUAUCAUUACGUCUACUGGGCCGGCCCUUUCCUCGGCGCCACCAUCGCCGCCUUCAUAUAUCGGACGUUCUUCGCGCAAGCCGACGAUCGUCUAUUGCCAUGA
Messenger RNA from Bursaphelenchus xylophilus (pine wood nematode), 5916 nucleotides. Lineage: Eukaryota; Metazoa; Nematoda; Chromadorea; Rhabditida; Aphelenchoididae. The record is from the annotation of a GenBank genome assembly.